Molecule: messenger RNA, 285 nt
Organism: Aureobasidium musti
Lineage: Eukaryota; Fungi; Ascomycota; Dothideomycetes; Dothideales; Saccotheciaceae
Source: the annotation of a GenBank genome assembly
AUGGCUCAACCACCUACUCAACCGCGCUCAUACAGCCAGGCCUACAUCCCCAACGGCACUCCCGCUCAAGCAUCUGGCCCUGUUCCCGGAGCGACGCCACUUCUCCCUAACCAAGGUCGCGUGGUGCAGGCUGGUGGUGCCAGAGUUCUUUGUAUUGCCGAUGUGCGAGGCAAUCUUCGAUCCCUGAACGAACUCGCACGCAACGCAAGAGCUGACUACAUCAUCCACACCGGUGACUUCGGCUUCUACGACAACACUUCGCUCGACCGCAUUGCUGAAAAGUGA